AAGAGCUGACCGUUGAAUGAUGCCCGUUGCGGAGAGCACAGACAUGGAUACCUGUGAGCUGGACCUUCAGCAGCGGCGCUCACCGCAGUGGAGCGGCAAAACGGCCGUGUUUAUCGCGCUCACGGUCAUUGGAUUUGUACAGAUUGUCUCCAGUGUUGCAGUCCUGUUACACUUGACCGGGCAUAUACCUCAGGCAGACUCCUCCACAGCGCUACAGGGGAACACAGAGGUUGUUCCCACCGAUCUCGUCCCAGCUGAUGCAUUCAGACACGCCAAGGCCAGAGCAGAACCCAAAGUUCAGAGGAAAAACAAGAACAUCACCCCAGCAGCUCACCUGCCAAUCAAACCAGCCAGCGGACAUGUACAGAGGAAAGUCCAUGCCGCUAUCAUCCACUGGAACUCUGAGCAAGGCAACCUUCACCAUUUUGGAUAUCACAAUGGACGGAUCCUUGUUCAGGAAUCAGGCCUGUACUACGUGUAUGCCAAAACAUGUUUUCGUUACUAUGACAUUCUGGAGGUAGGUCCUGAGUCAGCACAAGGCGGUCAUUCGAAAAGGUCACCAACCAUAUCACCGUCUGAUGAAGGAGUGCAGCUAAUACAGUAUGUGUUCCAGGAGCGCUUGUCACUCAGUUCCCCCUUAAAGUCAGCACUGCUAAUGAAAAGUGGGAACACAUGGCGUUGGAAGCGAGGGACUUAUCACAUGUGCUGUCAACAACAAAGCGGGGUGUUUUCACUACGGGCUGGAGAAGGUUUAUAUGUGAGUGUUUCAAACUCUUGGAUGCUUGACCCAGAAGCUGAAGGCAGCUACUUUGGGGCUUUUAGGGUAAGCAGUGAAAUGUAGCUUUGAAGACUGUGUGUUUCUCAAACUGUUUACCUGAUUCUAUAUUUAUUUUUUUCCAUACUUGAGAUACCCUUAAAGACAUUCUGUGACAUUAUAGAAACAAAUACACUAUAUUGCCAAACUAUGUGAUCAUUUGGUCAUCACACCUAUAUGAGCUGGCUGGACAUUCUAUCUAAAAAGCAUUCUCCUGGCGUCGAGCAUAGGCGAUUUUUACACGCUAUACACCUCAAAAACCCGGCAGCCCGGAUCUCUGAGUUUGAGCAAACACCUGUACCACUUGGUGGCUGAGCUGUUGCUCUUAGAUGAGAUCCAUUUCACAGUAAUAGUACUUACAAUUGACUGGGGCAGUUCUAGCAGGGCAGAAAUUUCACAAUCUAACUUGUGGCAAGAGUGGCAUCUUAUGAUAGUGCCACUUUUAAUGUCAUUAAGCUGAAACUUAAUAAUUAAGAGUGUCCACAUACUUUUGUUAACUGUUAAAUAUACACCAUUGUUAAAAAAGAAAAAAGAAGUUCCCUGUGUUCAUUUCUUGUUGCUGUGUAACAUUGUAUACUACUGUUAAGUAAUUUGAGUUCUCUUAAUAUUUAAGUUUUAACACACUUUUACAUGGCAUAGUGUGACUCAGAUAUGUAUCUCAAUGCAUAUUGUAUAUUUUUAUAUACUAUGGCACUGCUGAGCCAAAACUGGGCUUUUGUUUCACAAAAAUAUCCUACCUGUUUAAUCAGUUUUACCAUUUGUAUUAUUUUAUACACUACCUUGCAAAUCAUUUUCCUUUUCAGUGAAAUGAAUAAAGACUGGAUGUUCUCUUGGACUCCAACUGUUGUUGGUGUUCACUUUGCUGAUGCACACCCUUUUAAAACAGAAUUAUAUAUUGUGGAAUGCUUAUUGGUCUACAGUAGAGGAUUUAUUAAUAUGAUUGCUGGCAAGAGAAAAAGAGUCUGAAGUUGAAUCACUGAAGAAAAGCAAACAUAGCUCAACU
Molecule: messenger RNA, 1817 nt
Organism: Pygocentrus nattereri (red-bellied piranha)
Lineage: Eukaryota; Metazoa; Chordata; Actinopteri; Characiformes; Serrasalmidae
Product: tumor necrosis factor ligand superfamily member 11-like
Exons: 4
Coding region: 17-841 (274 amino acids)
Biological process (GO): immune response
Cellular component (GO): membrane
Molecular function (GO): tumor necrosis factor receptor binding
Source: RefSeq, a predicted model, not a curated record